This is a messenger RNA of Brettanomyces nanus, 1755 nucleotides long. RefSeq lists its product as uncharacterized. Lineage: Eukaryota; Fungi; Ascomycota; Pichiomycetes; Pichiales; Pichiaceae. The record is from RefSeq and is a predicted model, not a curated record. The transcript has a single exon. Bases 1 to 1755 code for a protein of 584 amino acids. Gene Ontology annotation, molecular function: Hsp90 protein binding.
AUGUCAAGUGCAGAAGAAUAUAAAACGCAGGGUAACGAUUCAUUUCGUGCUAAGGAUUUCGAUAAGGCCAUUGAACUCUUUACAAAGGCCAUUGAAGCCUCAGAGACACCGAAUCAUGUUCUCUACUCUAACAGAUCGGCCUGUUACGCAUCCUUACACAGGUAUGAUAAGGCCUUGAAAGAUGCAGAGGAAUGUGUUAAGAUUAACUCGACUUGGGCUAAAGGUUACAAUCGUGUAGCAGCAGCCCAAUUUGGAAAGGGGGAUCUCAAGGAUGCACAGAGAUCGUACGAGAAGGCAUUAGAGUUGGAUCCAGCCAAUCAAAUGGCCAAGUCCGGGUUACAGGACAUUGCAUCAGAAGCCAGCCAGUCAAUUCCCGGCCCAGAUAUGGGAUUGGGUAAGAUAUUCAGCAAUCCUGAAUUGAUUGAGAACUUGAAGAAGAAUCCAAAGACGGCAGAUUAUAUGAAGGAUCCAGAACUCGUUGAAAAGGUGAAGAGAUUACAGAAGAAUCCAAGUUCCGUUUCACAGGACCUAUUUUCUGACCCAAGGUUGAUGACCAUCGUGGCUGCAAUUUUGGGUGUUGAUUUGAAGAUGGGCGCAGGAGGCGAGGGAGGCGAGGGAGGCGAGGGAGGCGAGGGAGGCGAGGGAGAGGCCGAGGGAGAAGCCGAGGCAGAGACAGGCAGCAAAGCUGAGAUUCAGACUGAGGCCGAGGCCGAGAUACCAUCCCAGGAGACAGCCGAAACAAUACCAGUCCCCUCAGAGAAGCAACAGGCUGAUAAUUUCAAGGCCGAAGGUAACGAUUUCUACAAAGCCCGCAAAUUUGAUGAUGCUAUUGAGAAAUACAACAAAGCAUGGGAGACUUAUCAAGAUGUGACAUAUCUCAACAACAGGGCAGCAGCAGAGUUUGAGAAGGGAGACUAUGAUGGAGCAAUCAGCACUUGUCAAAAGGCCGUGGAAGAAGGUCGUUCGAAGCAUGCUGAUUAUACGGUGAUUUCCAAGUCGUUUGCACGUAUCGGUUCCUGCUAUGUUAAGAAAGAUGACCUCAAAAAGGCUGUUGAAUUCUUUGAGAAGUCUCUUACGGAGCACAGAACAGGACCUACACUUACAAAGCUGCGUGCAGCACAGCGCGAGUUGAAGAAGAGAGAAUCGGAAGCUUAUAUGGAUAAAGAUAAGGCAGAAGAAGCUCGCGAGAGAGGUAAUGCCAACUUCAAGAAAGGUGAUUGGCCCGCUGCAGUGAAAGAGUACACUGAGAUGGUGAAAAGAGAUCCUUCUGAUCCUAGAGGAUACUCCAACAGAGCAGCAGCUUUGUCUAAGUUGAUGUCAUUCCCAGAUGCCAUCAGAGAUUCUGAGGAGGCAAUUAAGAGAGAUCCUAACUUUAUUCGUGCUUACAUUAGAAAGGCUAACGCAGAGAUGGCAAUGAAGAAGUACAAGAGUGCCGAUGAUACUCUUCAGAAGGCUAGGGAAGUGGAACAGAAGAAUGGACAAUUGAAUAGUCCUCAGAUGAUGGAGAUUCAGCAGCUUCUAGAGAAAGCAUUGACCCAGAGAUUUGCUCCAAUGGAGGGAGAAACUUACGAGCAGACUAUGAAGAGAGUCCAACAAGAUCCAGAGGUUGUGGAAAUUAUGUCUGAUCCCGUGAUGCAGACCAUCUUACAGCAGGCCCAGAACAAUCCGGCCGCCUUGCAGGAGCACAUGAAGAACCCUGAGGUUUACAGAAAGGUGAUGAUCUUGAUGUCUGCUGGAAUCAUCAGAACGAGGUAG